Molecule: messenger RNA, 2178 nt
Organism: Pogonomyrmex barbatus (red harvester ant)
Lineage: Eukaryota; Metazoa; Arthropoda; Insecta; Hymenoptera; Formicidae
Gene: mRF1
Product: mitochondrial translation release factor 1
Biological process (GO): translational termination
Molecular function (GO): translation release factor activity
Source: RefSeq, a predicted model, not a curated record
AAACGCUCGACACGGAAUUAAACGGGGACCGCGGAGUGUCGCUGCUCUCACCACAGAUACAGCGUCGCUAAAACGACCGCACGCGCAGGCGUCGCAUACUCGUUUGUGCGCUCAUAUCAAGUAACAAAGUUACAAGCUUGCCAUGAAGAUGGCAUUGCGACGUGAUGCUUCUUCGAUCAUAGAUAUCACGUUAGCAAGAGCAGAGAUCUAGAAUGUAAAAUUAUGGAUAUAAGAGAUGACUAGAUCGCAGAGUGCGUACAUGUAGUAGUUCUAUAUAAGCCAUACAAAAAAUUUAAGUAGUAAAAUGUGCAGAAUUCCACAUCCGAUAUAUAAUCCGAUAUCCAAUAAGAAAAUUCACUUUUUAGUGUUCCUAGAUAGUAACUCUUUUGUCUGAAGCAAGCAAUAUAUAGCAGCAAACAUAUUCUUUUAUUGGAUAUGGACGUCAUACACAAUUGCCGGUCACACUGUGAAUCCUGCAAAGUAAAAAUAUUGACCAAUCACAGAUGAUCAUUUCUCGAUUGUAAGUAAAGCGGCACUCGAUGAUUUUUUGCUACUGGUUUGCUAACUGGAUUUGCGUGCUUACUGAACUACUCUUAUCUUCAAUUGGUAUUUUUUUAGAUCUAAAAGAAUAUACCAAUUAAAGACAAGAGCUCAGCAAGCGAAUCCAGCUAGCAAACCAGCAGAAAAAAAAAUAUCGUGUGCCGCUGGCUUAAUAAUGGAGGAUUGCAUGAAUUCAUCGAUUGCAACCUGAAAUUGGAAUACUUAUAUUCGUUAAAUUAAAUGAUUGACUGGCAAAAUGUCUUUGUUAAUUCGAAGAUACAAACUUGACAGUCUUUUACGAUACGUGAAAUUCGUCAAUUCGAUAAAAUUUCACGAGUUAUAUAUUUUACCAUUAACUAACCUAAUUUUGAUUUCGAGAAAUUUUUGUAAUACACAUGCGAAAUCGAAUAUUUCAAAUCAAAGUACUAAGAAAUUUUUAGAUUAUCUCGCGAAUGAAUAUAAAAACAAGUCUUGGGAAAAUAAAAACUUAACCGAAUUUAUCGACUUGAAGAGUUCUGGAAAUUUACUGAAUGAAAGAUUACAACUUAUAGACAAUAUUCAAAAUUUACAUGAUUUAGUACAACAAGAUGUAGAAAUGAAAAAGUUGGCACAAGAAGAAGAAGCAUUAUAUAAGAAGCAACUUGAUCAACUUGACAAGAGAUUAUUGGAUAUGAUAUUAACAAAUGUCUACAAAACUUCCUACGAUAAUAUUAUUAUUGAAAUAACAGCAGGUGUUGGUGGUCAGGAAGCAAUGCUAUUCGUCAAGGAUUUAUAUGAUAUGUACAUAGGUUACAUUAAAUAUUUAGAUUUAAAGUAUGAAAUAAUCAAUAUAGAAACAACUGACAACAAUGGCAUUAGACAAGUUAGUAUUAUGAUAUCUGGUGACCAGACUGCCAAAUUUCUACAUGAGGGUGGUGUACAUCGAGUACAGCGGAUACCAGUAACAGAAAAAUUAGGCCGGAUACAUACUAGUACUGCUUCAGUGGUAAUCUUACCAGUGCCAUUAGAAAAAGAGAUUGCGAUAAAUAAAAAAGAUCUGAAAAUAGAAACAAAAAGAGCAUCUGGUGCAGGUGGUCAACAUGUAAAUACCACUGAUUCUGCAAUAAGAAUAACACAUAUGCCAAGUGGGGUAGUUGUGACUUGUCAAGUACACAGAGCGCGAAAAAAUAAAAAAAUGGCGAUGAACAAAUUGAAGAGUAUCUUAUAUGAUCAGCAAUUGAAUAAGCAAACGUCGUUUAUUAGCGAGCUACGGCAGAAGCAGAUGGGAAUGAAACUGAGAAAUGAGAAGAUCAGAACAUACAAUUAUAACCAGGAUCGUGUGACCGAUCAUAGGCUGGGUCAGAAUGGAACAUUUUAUAACUUAAUGGAGUUUAUGCAAGGUGGAGCAGCUUUAGAAGAAUUGGAAAAUAGAUUAUAUGAACAUAUACAAAUGCAAACUUUGCUAGAAAUAAUAAAAAAAAUUAGAGACACAAGAUGAUUUUAGUCUUCUCUAAAUUUAUCAUUUUUCAUAUAAAAGAGCUUUUAUAUAGAUAAGUCAUUGUAUAUAUUACAGUCAAAUCUAAUCAUCUAAAUACAUCUUCAUUGAUUUUUUGACGAUUUUUUUUAAAUUUGAUAAUACAGGCUGAUUUAGUUAUUUAU